CCGUGUCUCUUACGAGAAUUCCCCAGGGCUAUAAAAUAACACCUUCUGCUUCCCUGAGAGUUUUUAACGAUACAUUCCACCAUCAUAACCUAAGGCAUCAUAACGGGAAUCAAAUGGCUUCUUCAUCCUCAAUCAAGUCAGGCUUUCCUCCAACAUCCACUUUAAGUCCUAAUUAUGGGAUUGAACCUCUAACCGGCACUAACUUCGCGUCAUGGCGAGAUGCCGUUAAAUUAACCCUUGGAAUGAUGGAUUUAGACUAUGCUUUGAGACAUGAUCCUCCUCCUGCCCUCACUGAACAAAGCUCUCAAGAGCAAAAACGAGUGUAUGAACAGUGGGAGCGGUCAAAUAGAAUGUCUCUCAUGGUUAUAAAGAACUCCAUCUCGGUUGCCAUUCGCGGAGCCAUACCGGAUUCGGAAAAUGCAAAAGCAUACUUAGAAUCCGUUGAAGAGCAAUUUAAAGGCACCUCCAAGGCAUAUGCGAGCACUUUGAUUCUGAAGAUGUUGACUACAAAGUACGAUGGUGUGAGUGGUGUGCGUGAGCACAUCAUGAUGAUGAAUGACAUGGCCCAUAAACUUAAGGGCAUGGACAUGGAGAUUAGUGAGGGGUUUUUAGUGCACUUCAUUAUGACCUCUCUUCCCGCACAAUUUGGUCCUUUUAAAAUAAACUACAACACUCAAAAGGAAAAAUGGCAAAUGAGCGAACUCAUAGCUAUGUGUGUGCAAGAAGAGGAACGCCUAAAGAUUGAAAACCCCGUUGUUGCUCAUAUCACAACCACAAACACCGGGAAAAAGAAAGGCAAAUUUAAUAAUGGAGAUAGUUCCAAGGUCCAAAAGACAAAUGCAAAUGCAACUCCUGGCUCAAUCGCUCCUAAGGGUCUUUUUCGUUGUAAAUUCUGUCGUAAGAAAGGUCACAGCCAACGAGAUUGCCCAAAAUUCAAGGAGUGGCUAGCAAAGAAAGGGAUUCCAUUCAACCCGGAGGUUGGAAAGAAACCAAAGAACCAUUAAAGUCAGGAAUGGUGAUGAUCUAAAUGUUGAAGCCGUUGGUUCUUUGCAAUUAGUUAUGCAAGGCGGUUAUUGUAUUAACUUAUAUGAUACUCUUUAUGUACUGAGGAUGACUCGGAAUCUAGUAUCUGUACAAAAGUUAGACAAUGAAGGAUAUUAUGUAACAUUUGGUAAUAAUAAAGUCACUAUUCGUUUAAAUUCCG
This is a messenger RNA of Cuscuta epithymum, 1204 nucleotides long. NCBI's taxonomy places the organism in Eukaryota, Viridiplantae, Streptophyta, Magnoliopsida, Solanales, Convolvulaceae. The record is from the annotation of a GenBank genome assembly.